This is a messenger RNA of Argentina anserina (silverweed cinquefoil), 928 nucleotides long. Its product is annotated as ubiquitin-like protein 5. NCBI's taxonomy places the organism in Eukaryota, Viridiplantae, Streptophyta, Magnoliopsida, Rosales, Rosaceae. Gene Ontology annotation, molecular function: protein tag activity; protein binding. Gene Ontology annotation, biological process: protein modification process; mRNA splicing, via spliceosome. The transcript has a single exon. Gene Ontology annotation, cellular component: nucleus; cytoplasm. The record is from RefSeq and is a predicted model, not a curated record. The coding region runs from base 536 to 757 and encodes 73 amino acids.
AUAUUUAACUUGUUGUGCCAUCUCGUGUUUAUCGUCUAUUGCUCCCAAUACCCUUGACCAAAGAAGCAAGGAGAUCAUGAUUGCUGAAUUUUAUGAGUGAUUUUCAACGCAAUCUAUCCUUGUAGAAGAGAAGAGUAUUCUCAAUGAAAACUUGUGAGGCUAGCUGAACGCAAAAUCUCCAGGUUAAAAUUACUACGAAGUCAAACUGAAGUGAUAACUGAUGAAUGAAGAGGAGAUGGCAGCUAAGAGAUUUUUUUUUCUCUUCUUGUGGUAGCCUCCUUUGGUUAAGUUAAAUAUGAACAGCGAUGGUCCCUCCGUAUCGAGAGAAGUCGCAAGUUAAUUUGAACCGAGUGUUGGUGUUAUGGUCGUGAUUCAAAGCGGUAAAAGGGAAGCAGCAGUGGAGAAAGCUCCAUUCCAGUAUGUGGCAUCUCUUCUGGAGACUCCCAGCAUCAUAUUCAGUAUAUAAGCAAAGGUCCAAUUGGCUCGUUUAGUCCCAUUCGGCAUAUUUCAGAACAUCUAGAAUUGGUUGAAGAAGAUGAUUGAGGUGGUGCUGAACGAUCAUCUUGGAAAGAAGGUGCGGGUCAAGUGCCACGAGGAUGACACUAUCGGAGAUCUGAAGAAACUGGUGGCGGCUCAGACCGGAACCCGAUCCGAUAAGAUCCGAAUUCAGAAGUGGUACAAUAUAUACAAGGAUCACAUCACUCUCAAGGAUUAUGAGAUUCAUGACGGCAUGGGCCUCGAACUCUAUUACAACUGACACUCCCUUUUCCAUCUUUCUUAGUUCUUCAUGUACGUCGACUGAAACCGAUGCGUAAUGAAACGUAGUAUCAUGUGAUUGUUUGUUCAAUUUGAAUGACAUCGCUGUGGAAUUUAGGGCAUGCAUGCUCCUAUUGACACAGAUGCUCUGUGAAAUCGAUCCCAUGGUCUU